AUGUCCUCCUCUUCCUCCGCCCUGCCCCAAUAUAAGCAAGAUUUUAUGAAAACAGCUAUCGACGGCGAGAUUCUGAAAUUCGGAAGCUUUACUUUGAAAUCCGGCCGCACUUCCCCCUACUUUUUCAACUGCGGUCUCUUUUAUACCGCAGACCUCCUCCGCGCCAUCUCCACGGCAUUCGCGAAGACGAUCCUCGCGUCGCCGUCUCUCGAAUUUGAUAUCAUAUUCGGACCGGCAUACAAAGGCAUCCCGUUAGCAACUUCAACGUGCGACAAGCUAGCGGAGCUGGCGCCGGAGAGAUACGGAAAGCUUUGCUACUCGUUCGAUCGGAAAGAGCCCAAGGAUCAUGGCGAAGGGGGCAAUAUUGUGGGCGCGCCGCUGAAAGGCAAGAAGGUGCUAAUCGUAGAUGAUGUCGUUACGGCUGGGACUGCGAAAAGAGAAGCGAUUGCAAAGAUUGAAAAAGAAGGCGGCAUUGUAGCUGGGAUUCUUGUCGCGCUGGAUCGUAUGGAGACGUUGCCAACGACGGAGGGGGAAGAGGGCAAAGGCGGCCCGAGUGCGAUUGGAGAGAUUAGAAGGGAGUACGGUGUUCCUGUUCUGGCGAUCUUGACGCUGGAGGACAUCAUUGGGGGGCUGAGAGGAAGUGGCAGGGAAGAGGAGGUCAAGGGCAUGGAGGCUUAUAGGGCGAAGUAUAAGGCGAGUGAUUAG
This is a messenger RNA of Drepanopeziza brunnea f. sp. 'multigermtubi' MB_m1, 705 nucleotides long. RefSeq lists its product as uncharacterized. Gene Ontology annotation, biological process: pyrimidine ribonucleoside biosynthetic process; 'de novo' pyrimidine nucleobase biosynthetic process; pyrimidine nucleotide biosynthetic process. The record is from RefSeq and is a predicted model, not a curated record. Gene Ontology annotation, cellular component: cytoplasm. NCBI's taxonomy places the organism in Eukaryota, Fungi, Ascomycota, Leotiomycetes, Helotiales, Drepanopezizaceae. Gene Ontology annotation, molecular function: orotate phosphoribosyltransferase activity.